This is a messenger RNA of Miscanthus lutarioriparius, 756 nucleotides long. The record is from the annotation of a GenBank genome assembly. NCBI's taxonomy places the organism in Eukaryota, Viridiplantae, Streptophyta, Magnoliopsida, Poales, Poaceae.
AUGCCGGCGACGGAGCAACUCGAGCAAAAACGGGAUUUCGUGGAGGUCCUGGAGGAUGGUGACCACCUGAAGCCGUCGGAUUCCGAGCUCGUCGACGCUGUGAACACUCUGAAGCUGCAAGAUCCGAAGGUCCAAGUUGAAGUCGCCGCCGGCGCUCCUGCAGCGGAUCCGAAGAACGGUGCCGGAGCCGCCAGUACUCCUGCAUCCAAGCCCAAGAACGGGAACGGCGCCGCUCAUACAUCCAAGUCCAAGAACACCACCACCAAGGAGAAGAAAAGGACCGGAGUUACUGUGGCCGUGGAGAAGACGAAGCAAAAGGACGGCCGACCCCCUCUUUCUCUGGCUUCAUCUCGAGAAGGUGCUGCUGCUGCUCUUUCCGGCCGCCGCUCCUCUUUUGCAGCCACAUCUUCGGGUGGAGGUGGUGCAGUAACUAAUACUCGGCCUCCUGGUACUAGCCGACCCCCGCAGGCGCUCGCCGCAGUUGACGAUGCAACAUGUGCGACGGUCGUGCGCGCGGGCGCCGCCGUGCCGGUGGGCGGCGACCGCGUCUGGUUGCUGGGGCCGCUCCUCGUGGCUUGCUUCUUUGGUGGCGUGGGCGCCAUGUUGGCCUCCGUGUGGGUGGGCGCCGACGUUCACCGGCGCCGUGCCACGGGCCACAUCGUCCUCGCCGUCGCCGUCGUGAGUCUCUUGGUCGGCAUCGGCCUCAACGACUUCGAUCCCCAGAUAGCCCUCAACAUCUUUGAUGUUAUCCUCUAG